This is a messenger RNA of Sarcophilus harrisii (Tasmanian devil), 983 nucleotides long. RefSeq names its product chromosome 6 C20orf141 homolog (gene C6H20orf141). NCBI's taxonomy places the organism in Eukaryota, Metazoa, Chordata, Mammalia, Dasyuromorphia, Dasyuridae. Bases 378 to 908 code for a protein of 176 amino acids. The transcript is spliced from 5 exons. The record is from RefSeq and is a predicted model, not a curated record.
AUAGGGAGGAGGUGAGGAGUGGGGAGGUUGGGGAGGGAGAAGAGGAAAACAGGACUUCACAGUAAUGACUGUGUUCCAACAGAGCUGGCCAGAAUUUUGCUUGUUCCCUGUGUUUGGCAAGGAGCUAAUCUGGGGUCUCUCAAGCUGCCUGCCAUUCAGGGAACAGACCUAGGAUACUAAGAAGUUACUGCUGAAUAGACCACUGCCUGCAGGGGAUGUGUUACCUGAGAUGCAAUAAGAGCUAGAAAGCUGGAGAAAGAGGCCACAUGAUCUGGAAAAUGUACCUGGCUGGAUCCUGAUGGAAAAAUCCAGAAGUCACAGUGAGUUCUUUCUCCAACCCAGAUUGGUAUAAGGAGGCAAAACACAGAGGUCUACGGAUGCUAAGGACUGGGUCAUGGCAGGAAUACACUCCACUCCAGCUUCCAGGGAGAGGCUGUGCACCAGGGAUCCCUGUCAAUACAGAUCGAAUGGGUCCAGCUGGGGGCCGGAGCCUGGAAGCUGGGGAGGGUCCUGAGCUUUUGGAGGGCCAUGGAGCACCUUUGAGGAGUUCACUCACAUUCUUGGAUGGGGCCCUGGGCCUUGGUAUACUCGGACUUGGUGCUCGUCUGGUCCUGGCCCUGGCUGGUCCAGCCAUGAUGCUUUUGCUGCUGUUUCUGAUGUUGAGUUUCCUGACCUUUGAUCUUUUGCAUGGACCCCAGGACUUGCCUCUGCCUCAAAGACCAACUUUUAGACCCCUUGGCCCAGGAGGGGGUGGUGAAGGCCCCCGCUUGCAAGAACCGCUGCUCCCUCCUGUCCUGAGCCAAAUCUUGGAUGGAUUCCUGCUCUUCACAGGCCUAGGCCUCAUCUUUGGGGCGCUGAUGCCCUUCAGUAUCUUUAGCCUUAUAGUCAGCCUACAGGCGCUGGCCUGAAACAAAGCCCUCUGUUCUGUGGAAACCAGAAGGCUUUAAGAGCCUCCUCACCGAAAUACACGAGGAUUGACUAAA